AUGUCUUCUGUCUACGAUUUCACCGUCAAAAAUGCAUCCGGCGAUGACGUGAAUCUGUCGGAGUAUCGGUGAGUUUUCGGAUAAAUAUAAUUUGAAACAAAUUUUGUGAUUUUCAGCGGGAAAGUGCUGAUUAUUGCAAAUGUGGCGUCACAGUGCGGACUGACCAACAAAAAUUACACGCAGUUCAAGGAGCUGCUCGAUGUGUGAGUGAUUGGAAAUGCCUUUCUGAAACCAAUUCACUUUUUCAGUUACAAGAAAGACGGCCUCGAAGUGCUCGCCUUUCCGUGCAAUCAGUUCGGCGGCCAGGAACCGUCGUGCGAGAUCGACAUUCAAGCGUUCGUCGCCGACAAAUUCAAGUUCGAGCCGCAAUUGUUCCACAAGAUUGAGGUGAACGGAGAGAAGGCCUCGCCGUUGUUCAAGUUUUUGAAAAACGAGAAAGGAGGAUUUCUAGUGGACGCGAUCAAAUGGAACUUCACAAAGUUUUUGGUCGGCCGCGACGGCGCAGUCAUCAAGAGAUUCGGACCGACGACGGAUCCGAAGGAUAUGGAGAAGGACAUCAAGGCGGCGUUGGGAGAGAGACUCUAA
Messenger RNA from Caenorhabditis sp. 36 PRJEB53466, 585 nucleotides. The record is from the annotation of a GenBank genome assembly. Lineage: Eukaryota; Metazoa; Nematoda; Chromadorea; Rhabditida; Rhabditidae.